UACAUUUGACGUUUCACAUUCACCCUAACCUAUUUUACUAUUAUUAUUAACAUUUUUUCAGUUCAUAUAAAAUGUAAUGUAAAUCACUGAGUCAUACUCCAUACACUUCAAUAUAAGUGCCCAUUAAAAAAUGCCUCAAGAAAUUUGCGAGAAUAAAAAAUGUAAUAUAAUAAGCCAUGAAGAAAAUGAACAGGUAUUUGGGUUACUUGGAGUUCGUUGUCAGAGUCUAGCGACCACUGUCAUACAGUUAUACAUCACGGAAGCCCCGCUUCAUAUGCAAUGGGUCAAGAAGGACACGGGAAUAUUGUGUUUCGUAAAGGAUAACUUUAGAAAGAACUACUUCUUUCGAUUGUAUUGUUUGCGACGCAACAGCAUGGUAUGGCAGCAAGAAAUCUACAAUAAUUUAGAGUACGUGGCGUGUCAGGAUUUUUUUCAUUCGUUUGAGGGCGAGGGAUACAUGGUAGCCUUUAAUUUUGCGAACACCACAGAAGCCAAAGAAUUAAAGAUGAUUGUAGAUCGAAAACUACAGGCAAAGAAACGACGCGAAGAGAAACGUCACUCCCGUAUGAACAUAAAUUCACAACCAGAAAAUACUAACCCGAGAUUACCGUCGAGCAACGAUCUAAUGAUGUAUAGGAAACAUUCGGACCCAAACGAAAGAAAGGCAAAGCGGAAACGAAACAUUACUAAAGCAGACAUUAGUAAUCCUUCCGAAUUUAGGCACGUUUCGCAUGUCGGCUUCGAUCCCGACCGUGGAUUUGACAUAAACGGGGACGAUCCGCAGCUGAACACUUUCUUCCAAAAGGCAGGCGUUUCGGAGAAGCAACUACAAGAUAGAAAUACUCGCGAGUUUAUUUACAAUUUUAUUAAUAAUCACGGCGGCCGCGAGGCGGUCCAGGAAACUGUUCAAGAAACAAGGAAACCAGCACCGGCUCCCCCAUCACCCGUGGCAGGACCGCCGGUGCCUCCUAGAAGCACACACAAUAGAGCAGCACCUCCUCCGCCGCCAAGUUUGUCUCAAGCUCAAAAACAAGUGCUGGCACCGAAGACUUCGUCACUGAACAGCGCGCCUCCGGUUCCAGGUAUGGCGCCGCCACCGCCUCCACCACCACCGCCAGCUCCGGUGCCAGCGCCUCAAACCGAAGUGCUUCCACAAACCCCCACACAAGACAUGCGUUCUGCUCUGAUGCAAAGUAUACGAGGAGGAGCUACUCUAAAGCCUGUAGAAGUUGACACCGAAAAAAGAGGGACACUCACUGAUUCCGGACGAACCGAUCUAAUGAGUGAAAUUCGGAAAGGUUUUCAGCUGAAGCCUGCUGUUGAAAGGGAAGUGAAACCAGUAUCGCCGUUGAAUGAUCAGCCGGGUCGUGGAGACCUAGCAUGUGCACUUGCAAGGGCCCUAGCAGAACGAAAUCGCGUAAUUCAUUCAGAGGAUGAUAGCACCUCUGAUACAGACUCCAAUGACGAAGAGUGGGAUGCUUAGUUUUACAAAAUGACAGUAUAUGUAAUAGUUAAAAUUAAAUAUGAUUGAGAAGGAAAUGUAUAACGAUCACAUUUUAUAUUUUUUGCUUGUAAAUAUGUUUUAGGAUAACAAACUUUUUAUACAGUCUGUUUUUCAUUUCGUUGCAUGUGCGCAGUUUAAUCUUUAAUACAAUUAUGUCUUCCAUCAUGUUUAAAUGACAUUUAUAAAAAUGAAUUUGCUGUAUAACCUUUAAAAUAUAGAAAUUGGAACUGC
Messenger RNA from Photinus pyralis (common eastern firefly), 1735 nucleotides. Its product is annotated as neural Wiskott-Aldrich syndrome protein-like. Lineage: Eukaryota; Metazoa; Arthropoda; Insecta; Coleoptera; Lampyridae. The transcript has 8 exons. The record is from RefSeq and is a predicted model, not a curated record. Gene Ontology annotation, biological process: actin filament organization. Bases 131 to 1483 code for a protein of 450 amino acids. Gene Ontology annotation, molecular function: actin binding.